Messenger RNA from Apis florea (little honeybee), 752 nucleotides. RefSeq lists its product as uncharacterized. Lineage: Eukaryota; Metazoa; Arthropoda; Insecta; Hymenoptera; Apidae. The record is from RefSeq and is a predicted model, not a curated record.
CAUCCACUCGAGCCACCGAGGCAAACUGUUCCAACAGCUUUGGAAGCGAGCAAACCACCACCCCACCAACCCUUUCUCGACAAACAUGCGCACCUUCGCAGCGGUCUCCCUCGUCGCGGCCUUCCUCUCGAUCGCCUCGGCCGCCCCCUCCGGCCUUCUGGCGCCUGGGGCAGCGUUGGCGGGCCCGAUCCUCGGCCCGGCCGCCCUCAGCGGCCCCGUGGCGGGCCCCGCCGCCCUCGCCGGACCCGCCGUCGGACCCGCUCGCCUCUCCGGAGCCGUGGACGGUGGCGCUGUCGUCACAGGAGCCGUUGCUGGCCCCUCCCUCGUCUCAGGCAGCGUUGCAGGCCACGCCGCACCCUGGCCGGCGGCACACUGGCCAGCCGCCCCUGCCCUUCCCUGGGGAGCUGUUCUGGCCGGACCCGCUGCACCUCCAGCGGCCCUGGCCGGCCCCAUCACCGCCCCGGCAUUGAUCGCUGGCCCAUCGGGCAGCAUAGCAGCUGGUCCGGCUGGCGUGGGAAGUAUCCUUCGCGCGGAUGGACAUUGGUAAUCCCUCGCUCGCUUGUUGGACGCAUCCUCGACUGAUCUCCUCCGACGCCUGCCAUUUCGAAACGGACCGAUCUCCGUCAUAUACCGCUAGUACCUCCAUCGAUCUAUCUUUUUGUAUGUUUACUCUGUGUACAUAACGAUGUAUCGUUUAUAUGUCUUGUUUUAUAUAUAAUAAUAAUAAAAAACGCAUGCCACUUUGGAGAGGA